This is a messenger RNA of Balearica regulorum gibbericeps (East African grey crowned-crane), 498 nucleotides long. Lineage: Eukaryota; Metazoa; Chordata; Aves; Gruiformes; Gruidae. The record is from RefSeq and is a predicted model, not a curated record.
CAAAACCCGACGUCGUCCAUCCACGUGUACACGCAGCGGGAGGUGUACGGCACCGUCGGCUCCCACGUCACCCUCUCCUGCAGCUUCUGGUCGAGCGAGUGGAUCUCCGAGGACAUCUCCAUCACCUGGCACUUCCAAGCCGAGGGCUCCCGUGACAGCAUCUCCAUAUUCCACUAUGCCAAGGGCCAGCCCUACAUCGAUGACGUGGGCAGCUUCAAGGAGCGGAUGGAGUGGGUGGGCAACCCCCACCGCAAGGACGGCUCCAUUGUCAUCCACAACCUGGACUACACCGACAAUGGCACCUUCACCUGUGACGUCAAGAACCCCCCUGACAUCGUGGGCAAAUCCUCCCAGGUCACGCUCUAUGUCUUAGAGAAAGUGCCCACCCGCUACGGUGUCGUGCUGGGCUCCAUCAUUGGCGGGGCCCGCAGCACCAAGGCGGUGAGUGAGAAGAAAGCCAAGGGAGCCCCGGGAGACUCCCGCAAGGAUAAGAAAUAG